AGAACGGAGCGUUCUGGGAGCCUGAACUGGGAGCACUGGUGGGGACUGCGGAACUGGUACAGCUGGACUGGGAGCACUGGUGUGGACGGGGAAGCACCCCAGGCUGUACUGGGAGCACUGGUGUGGACUGGGUGCUGAACCCCAGCACAGGAGCCGCACUGGGACCCCCACUGGGAGCCAUAUUGGGAGCCCCACUGGGAGCCGUACUGGGAGCUGUACUGGGAGCCGUACUAGGAGCCUGAGCAGAAGCUGUACUGGGACCCCCACUGGGAGCUGUACUGGGAACCGUACCGGGAGCCCAACCAGGAGCCAUACUGGGAGCUGUACUGGGAGCCUCACGAGGAUCCACACCAGGAGCUGUACUGGGAGCUGUACUGUGAGCCUGACCAGGAGCUGUACUGGGAGCUGUACUGGGAGCCUGACCAGGAGCUCUGCUGGGAGCCUGACCAGGAGCUCUACUGGGAGCCUGACCAGGAGCUGUACCGGGAGCCCAACCAGGAGCUGUACUGGGAGCCGUACUGGAAGCCGUACUGGGACUCAUACUGGGAGCACUGGUCCUUACCAAUCCCCCCAUGGCGCUGCCUCCAUCCCUGCUGCUCCCAGGGGUGCUGCUGGCAGCUGAUGCCCUGUCCCUGUCCUUACUGGGCCCGCUGGUGCCGGCAUUGGCACAGCUGGGCCUGGCGGGCGUGUGGCUCGAGGCCGCCCUGCGCCUGCCCCUCCUGGCCGCAGCCCCCCGGCUCCUGUCCCCUCUCUGUCCCCCCGGGGCCACCACCACGGCUGCUGUGGCCACCAUCGCCAUCACCCCUGCAGCCUUCAUGGCCCUGCGGAGCCUCCUGGGCCUGCCCGGCACUGGGCCCAGCCUCUUGGCAGCCGCGGCGCCCGCCUGGCUUGGGGUCACCCAUGCGGCCGCCACGCUGGCCCUGCUGGCCUGGGAUGCCCCCCGCUCCCUGGGUGGUGUCCCCAAAGCUCCCGGGGGUGUCCCCAAGGUUCCCGGAGGCGUCUGGAGGGUCCUGGUGCUGGCCUGCUCUGAGUGGAAAGUCCUGGGAGCUGCCUUUCUGUGCCUCGUGGUGGCAGCUGCCGGGGAGACGGUGGGGCCGUACGUCACCGGGAAGGUUCUGGACGCCGUCCGGAGCGGGGACGGACUCACUGCCGGAGCCGUGGGGAUGGUGGUGGCCACCGAAGCAGCCAGCGUCCUGUUCUCCGGGUGCCGCGGGUGGCUCUUCCUGCUGGCGGCGGCGCGUCUCCGGCAGAGCCUGCGCCUCCGGCUCUUCUCCCACCUGCUGCACCAGGACCUGGAUUUCUUCCAGGGAAUGCCAGCAGCCGAGCUGUCGACACGGUUCUCCGCGGAGGUGCCGCUGGUGUCCAUGGCGGUGCCGAGGGGGACCAACCUGCUGCUCCGGAGCCUGGGAAUGGCACUGGUGGUGGGCACGGCCAUGAUCCGGCUGGUACCGGGGCUGGCGCUGCUGGCGCUACUGGAACUGCCCCUUGGGAUCACCGCCCAGCGCAUCCACAGCGCCCGGAGACGGGCUCUGCAGCGCUCCAUGCUGGAAGCAUCCGCCCGGACGGCCUCGGGGGUGCAGGAAUCCAUCGCCGCCAUGGAGACGAUCCGGAUCUUCUCGGCAGAGGAGGAGGAGGAGGAGCGGCACGGCCGGAACCUGGACGAGGAGCUGAGGCUGAAGGAGCGGAUGGAGCUGGAGCUGGCGGGAUUCACCCUCAUCCAGAGGAUGCUCAAGCUGGCCAUCCGGGUCCUGGUGCUCUUCCAGAGCCACCAGCAGCUCCGAGAUGGAUCCAUCACUCCUGGGGUGCUCGUCACCUUCCUGCUGUACCGGGACACGGUCGGCAGCCACGUCAAGGUGCUGCUCUCUGGCUUCAACGAGUUCACCACCAACGUGGCUGCCGGGCAGAAAAUCUGGGAAUACCUGGAUCGGAAACCCUCCAGGCACAUCGGUGGGACGCUGGAGCCCCCCCAGCUCCAGGGCCACGUUGCCUUCCAGAGGGUCUCCUUCACCUAUCCCGGAAAUCCUAAGCGCCCCGUGCUGAGGGACGUGUCCCUGGAGCUGCAUCCUGGGGAGGUGACGGUGCUGGCGGGGCCCAACGGGAGCAGGAAGAGCAUGACCGUGGCGCUGCUGGAGCGGCUGCGGGAUCCCGGGAGCGGGGAGGUGCUGCUGGACGGGAUCCCCUUGCGGGAAUACGAGCACCAGUACCUGCACCGGCAGGUGGUGCUGGUGGAGCAGGAUCCCAUCCUGUUUUCUGGAACAAUCCGUGAGAACGUCGUGCUGGGGCUGGAGGGCUGCGAAGAGUCGGAGCUGCGGGAAGCGGCCGCUGCUGCUGGAGCCUUGGAGUUCAUCCAGGGGCUGAAGCAGGGCUGGGACACUGAGGUGGGGGAGCGUGGGGGGCAGCUGGCAGCGGGCGAGAGGCGUCGCCUGGCCCUGGCCCGGGCCCUGCUCCGCCGUCCCACCGUUCUCAUCCUUGACGAGGCGCUGGAUGAGGGAGAUGAGGGGGCGGCACAGCGCUGGGUGCGUGCCGGGCUGGCGCGGACGGUGUUGGUGGUGUCGCACCGGCGGCGGGUGCUGGACGGGGCCGAUCGGCUGGUGCUGCUGGAGGGCGGGACCGUGGCCGAGCAGGGAACGCCGGCGGAGCUGCGGGAGCGCCGUGGCGCCUACAGCCGCCUGCUCCAGGGGGGAGGGGACAGGGAAUAAAGGGCCGUUGGUGUCCCCAUUCCCGGUGUUUGUGUCCCAUCCUCGUGUCCUCACCCCCCUCCACCCAUCCCCUGGAUCCUCCCUCCCCGUGUCCCUUGGAUUCUCCCCCCAAUUCCACCAGGGAUGGGAAGCAGGGAUGGGUGA
This is a messenger RNA of Myiozetetes cayanensis, 2843 nucleotides long. RefSeq names its product antigen peptide transporter 2-like. The record is from RefSeq and is a predicted model, not a curated record. Gene Ontology annotation, cellular component: membrane. Lineage: Eukaryota; Metazoa; Chordata; Aves; Passeriformes; Tyrannidae. Gene Ontology annotation, biological process: transmembrane transport. The transcript has 12 exons. Bases 573 to 2699 code for a protein of 708 amino acids. Gene Ontology annotation, molecular function: ATP hydrolysis activity; ATP binding; ABC-type transporter activity.